AUGAUUGCUAACACGACUAUUACAAAAGUUCCUUCGAAUUUGUUUGAAGAAUUAAUAAAUGAAAAGCAAUUGAAUUUAUAUGAAUAUGAGCAAUUUAAUAAGAUUAAAGAAAUUAGUAUAAAGGAAAAAUGCAAUAAAAUUUAUAAAGCAAUUUGGAAAUUAAACAACGUUAUUGUGACAUUAAAAGAAUUGAUGGUUGAUGUUACUUUUCAGGAAAAUAGAUCUAUUUUACAUUCUUUUAUUGACGAGGAAUCAUCAGCAAAAGGAACACCACAAAGUUAUAUAGAUGUUUACAAAAACUGUUGGAAUGAUGACCCAGAUAAAAGACCUGACAUUAAUGAAAUUGAAAAAUUACUAGCUCAACAUAGAAGAAGUUCAUUUAAUGGUGCGGCAUUUACAUCAUCAUCUACAUCAUCAUCUACAUCAUCAUCUACAUCAUCAUCUCCAUCAUCUCCAUCAUCUCCAGUAACCAAAUUUCAUCAAAUUCCACAAAGUCCAACAAAAUUAAAUUCUUCAAACAAUAGUAUAGAAAGUAAUAAAAAAAUUAUAGCAGAUACUGAUUCAACAUUUUUUGAAAAUUUAUUAAAGUUCUUUAUAGAAUUAUUAGAAUUAUCGGGUGAUAAUAACUAUAUAAUAUCCAGUCUAAAGGGAUUUUUACAUAAUCAUAUGAGAGAACACAAAUCAACUUUUAAAUCAUUACUAAAAAAUUAUAAUGACGAUUCAGAUUUUAAUUUCAUAAUAGGAUUUUUCUAUGAAAAUUCUAUUGGUACAGUGCAAGACAAACAAUUGGCUUUCGAACAUUAUGAAAAAUCCGCAAAAACUGGUAAUUCCAUAGGUCAAUAUUUUUUAGGCAGGUGUUAUUAUUGGGGAUUCGGGAUAAAGGUUGAUAGAAAAAAAGCUUAUGAAUGGUUAAAAAAAUCUGCAGAUAAUAAUAAUUUUAAAGGUAAAUGGCUAUUAGGUUUAUGUUAUGAAAGAGGCUAUGGCACAACAAAAGAUUUGAAACAAGCAUUUGAAUUGUUUUUGAGUUCUGCUGAAAAUGGUAAUGUUGUUAGUCAGAUGGAACUAGGCAGAUGUUACGAAGAAGGUGUUGGUACCAAAAAAAAUAUUAAUCAGGCUAUUGAAUGCUAUCAGCAAGCCUCUAAACGUGUUAACAGAAUUGUCUUGAAUGUUGGUGGCAUAAAGUAUGAAACAUAUCGUUCAACAUUGACAGCAUAUCCAGACACAUUGUUGGGAAUAAUGUUUGCGGAACGCAAUAAAGAAAUGCUUCACCCUACAAAUGGGAAUGAAUAUUUUUUUGACAGAUAUGGAAAUUUAUUUUACAAUAUUAUUGAACAGGAAAGAUUCAUUGGGCCAGAAUCAACACAACAAAAUCAAUCAACUAAUAAUAAUCACAACAAUGUGUACGAUAAUUAUGAAUUUAUUAAUGAAUUAUAG
This is a messenger RNA of Entrophospora sp. SA101, 1434 nucleotides long. Lineage: Eukaryota; Fungi; Glomeromycota; Glomeromycetes; Entrophosporales; Entrophosporaceae. The record is from the annotation of a GenBank genome assembly.